This is a messenger RNA of Homo sapiens (human), 2468 nucleotides long. It is a transcript of the gene KPNA2, whose product is annotated as karyopherin subunit alpha 2. Lineage: Eukaryota; Metazoa; Chordata; Mammalia; Primates; Hominidae. Gene Ontology annotation, biological process: entry of viral genome into host nucleus through nuclear pore complex via importin; protein import into nucleus; positive regulation of viral life cycle. Gene Ontology annotation, molecular function: nuclear import signal receptor activity. Gene Ontology annotation, cellular component: endoplasmic reticulum membrane; NLS-dependent protein nuclear import complex; Golgi membrane. The record is from RefSeq and is marked reviewed.
GUUGACUAGGCCUCGGGGGCGACGUUCAUUGACCAGGCGGCUGAGUUUCGCGGGGUCUGCGGGUUUAGGGCGCCGACGCUCUGCAAACGGCAGCGGAGGCCUUAACGCGUCGCGGCCGGGAGAAUCGGAGCGAGCCAGGCUUGAGGGCGAAUGUCCCGGGAGGACUUGUGGCGGCCCUGGUUUCGCCUCCUCCUUUCUCGUUGCAUCUUCCCCGGCGUGGGGGCAGGGGCUGGGGGUGGCAGUUGGGAGCACCGUCUCUGACACCUAGGCCCCGGGGGUGGCUCUGCCACCAAGUCGUAGGCGAGCGUAAUGAAAGCAAAGAUAGCAAAUUGUAAGGAGGGCUUUGACUUUUGUCAUCUUCUGAAUGACGCACAGCUGAUGUCAUCCUAAUUAAGCGCAUUCACUCCUAGUCUCUGGAAAUGCAAAUCAAAUAUGCGAGAUGCGGCACUGCAUUUUUAAUGUUGACCAUAAUGUAAUGAUGAAGCAAAUUUUUAUUUAAUUUUCGAGUCUGCACCUAUUUUGGCCAAGUAAAGACAGUAAAAUAGGGAGAGCCUCCUGAGGAUCUGAAUUUAUUGCCCUGGCACAUAAUUUUUAGCUCUUUCUCCCUUUGUCUCAUAACCAUGUCCACCAACGAGAAUGCUAAUACACCAGCUGCCCGUCUUCACAGAUUCAAGAACAAGGGAAAAGACAGUACAGAAAUGAGGCGUCGCAGAAUAGAGGUCAAUGUGGAGCUGAGGAAAGCUAAGAAGGAUGACCAGAUGCUGAAGAGGAGAAAUGUAAGCUCAUUUCCUGAUGAUGCUACUUCUCCGCUGCAGGAAAACCGCAACAACCAGGGCACUGUAAAUUGGUCUGUUGAUGACAUUGUCAAAGGCAUAAAUAGCAGCAAUGUGGAAAAUCAGCUCCAAGCUACUCAAGCUGCCAGGAAACUACUUUCCAGAGAAAAACAGCCCCCCAUAGACAACAUAAUCCGGGCUGGUUUGAUUCCGAAAUUUGUGUCCUUCUUGGGCAGAACUGAUUGUAGUCCCAUUCAGUUUGAAUCUGCUUGGGCACUCACUAACAUUGCUUCUGGGACAUCAGAACAAACCAAGGCUGUGGUAGAUGGAGGUGCCAUCCCAGCAUUCAUUUCUCUGUUGGCAUCUCCCCAUGCUCACAUCAGUGAACAAGCUGUCUGGGCUCUAGGAAACAUUGCAGGUGAUGGCUCAGUGUUCCGAGACUUGGUUAUUAAGUACGGUGCAGUUGACCCACUGUUGGCUCUCCUUGCAGUUCCUGAUAUGUCAUCUUUAGCAUGUGGCUACUUACGUAAUCUUACCUGGACACUUUCUAAUCUUUGCCGCAACAAGAAUCCUGCACCCCCGAUAGAUGCUGUUGAGCAGAUUCUUCCUACCUUAGUUCGGCUCCUGCAUCAUGAUGAUCCAGAAGUAUUAGCAGAUACCUGCUGGGCUAUUUCCUACCUUACUGAUGGUCCAAAUGAACGAAUUGGCAUGGUGGUGAAAACAGGAGUUGUGCCCCAACUUGUGAAGCUUCUAGGAGCUUCUGAAUUGCCAAUUGUGACUCCUGCCCUAAGAGCCAUAGGGAAUAUUGUCACUGGUACAGAUGAACAGACUCAGGUUGUGAUUGAUGCAGGAGCACUCGCCGUCUUUCCCAGCCUGCUCACCAACCCCAAAACUAACAUUCAGAAGGAAGCUACGUGGACAAUGUCAAACAUCACAGCCGGCCGCCAGGACCAGAUACAGCAAGUUGUGAAUCAUGGAUUAGUCCCAUUCCUUGUCAGUGUUCUCUCUAAGGCAGAUUUUAAGACACAAAAGGAAGCUGUGUGGGCCGUGACCAACUAUACCAGUGGUGGAACAGUUGAACAGAUUGUGUACCUUGUUCACUGUGGCAUAAUAGAACCGUUGAUGAACCUCUUAACUGCAAAAGAUACCAAGAUUAUUCUGGUUAUCCUGGAUGCCAUUUCAAAUAUCUUUCAGGCUGCUGAGAAACUAGGUGAAACUGAGAAACUUAGUAUAAUGAUUGAAGAAUGUGGAGGCUUAGACAAAAUUGAAGCUCUACAAAACCAUGAAAAUGAGUCUGUGUAUAAGGCUUCGUUAAGCUUAAUUGAGAAGUAUUUCUCUGUAGAGGAAGAGGAAGAUCAAAACGUUGUACCAGAAACUACCUCUGAAGGCUACACUUUCCAAGUUCAGGAUGGGGCUCCUGGGACCUUUAACUUUUAGAUCAUGUAGCUGAGACAUAAAUUUGUUGUGUACUACGUUUGGUAUUUUGUCUUAUUGUUUCUCUACUAAGAACUCUUUCUUAAAUGUGGUUUGUUACUGUAGCACUUUUUACACUGAAACUAUACUUGAACAGUUCCAACUGUACAUACAUACUGUAUGAAGCUUGUCCUCUGACUAGGUUUCUAAUUUCUAUGUGGAAUUUCCUAUCUUGCAGCAUCCUGUAAAUAAACAUUCAAGUCCACCCUUUUCUUGACUUCA